AUGAGCAGUGGCAUCGGUCUGCAACAGCACUGCGGUAGCCUUCACGAACAGGGCUUGCCACACGGUCUCAGCACGGGAGCCGUGAACUUCUUCAUGGCGGCUGGUGAAGGCUAUGCGCGACAGCGGAUGGAGUCUCAGACGUACUGGGGCUCAGGGGCGCCCCAGCAGCAGACUUCUUCUGCCCCGGUCUAUGGCCCCAGUAAGGCCCCACGCCUUGAGCAGUUUGUCGAUCUUUCGACCAACAGCGGGGGCAUGACUCCAUUCUUCGGACUCGGUGAUGUUGCCAAUGACGCUGGAUGCCGAAAGGGGGAAACCGCAACGGCAGAGGGGAAACGACGUGAGGAUGAGACGAAGAUGGAGGAGUGCCGUGUGAUGCUGUACCCCGCUAUUGUGUUCAACACCCCACAGCAGCAGAAGCAGGAAGUACGCGUGUCGGUGGGUACUCCCACCCCGUUCUCCGCUAUGGGGAUGACGCUGUCGCCCGCUACGGUGGGCCGUGAUCUGGCGUUCGCCACGCCUGCCUCCACGGUGGCCAGCGGUAGCACCGCUCGCGUGGAGCCUCGCGCCCGCCCUCUUUUGCGAAACGCUAACGGAAGCACCACCAGCACUACCCCAACGACCGCAACCGCGACACCGGGCGGCGUCCCAAAUUCCCUUGCCACGGAGCUGGAGUCCGCCUUUGAGGAGCAGCCGUUGAGGCGGCGGGUGGAGGUGAAGAUAAGUCACAGGGUGGGGGGUGAUGCGGCGCCUCAAACCGCCGAGAUGGACACCACCCGUGGCAGGGAUGAUACCCCACCGGGCAGCAAGGAGCAGGGAGUUGCAGAGAGUGGGCGAAGGGAACGUGCUUCACGGCGUCGCGGUAAGGAUCAGCAGCGGCAAGUCAAACCGAAGAACGGCUCCCCGCAGCAGGCGCAACGCGGCAACAACACGAGGCGCUCGCUUCUCCACGCCCUUUCAGCAUAUGAGGGCAUCCACUCGGGGAAUGAUAACCGAAAAUUUCUUCUUGAUUUGCAGUGCCACGGCGGCCGAACGGCCACUGUACUGUCAUGCAUGGAGCUGCAAUCCGGUACCCACAUUAUUUUUGAAGGUGACCGCGGUGUUGAUCUUGGUGAGGUUGUUAAAUGCGAAGAGUCAAACAACACCUCUUCUGGGGGCCCAGGCGGCAAUGACCGCGAGACACUGCAUGCUGUGCGCUGCGCGACGGACGAGGAAGUCGAGGAAUGGAAGGGAGACCUUGUGGCGAAGGAAGAGGAGGCGGUGAUUCAAUGCCGCGCGGCAUGUGAGGAGCUUGGUCUCACGAUUCGUGUCGCCUCUGCUGCCUUUCAAUUUGACCGGCAAAAGCUGAUCUUUAUGUAUGAAAGCGAUGAAAGAGUGGAUUUCCGCACGCUGCUGCAGGCGAUGUUUUCUAAGUAUCGCUGCCGUAUCUGGAUGGAACGCCUCAACGCGGAGCCCUAA
Trypanosoma grayi is the source of this 1455-nucleotide messenger RNA. RefSeq lists its product as hypothetical. The record is from RefSeq and is a predicted model, not a curated record. Gene Ontology annotation, cellular component: cytoplasm. The transcript has a single exon. Bases 1 to 1455 code for a protein of 484 amino acids. NCBI's taxonomy places the organism in Eukaryota, Euglenozoa, Kinetoplastea, Trypanosomatida, Trypanosomatidae.